Lagopus muta (rock ptarmigan) is the source of this 7711-nucleotide messenger RNA. RefSeq names its product ubiquitin specific peptidase 38 (gene USP38). Bases 102 to 3212 code for a protein of 1036 amino acids. Gene Ontology annotation, biological process: ubiquitin-dependent protein catabolic process; protein deubiquitination. NCBI's taxonomy places the organism in Eukaryota, Metazoa, Chordata, Aves, Galliformes, Phasianidae. Gene Ontology annotation, molecular function: cysteine-type endopeptidase activity; cysteine-type deubiquitinase activity. The record is from RefSeq and is a predicted model, not a curated record. Gene Ontology annotation, cellular component: cytosol; nucleus. The transcript has 10 exons.
GCCGGGGCGACGGGAGGGCCGCGGAGAGGCGGCGGCGACGACGAAGACGACGGCGGCGGUCCCCGCCGAGGCCCGGGCCGGUUCGCCGCCGCCCGGCCGCCAUGGACAAGAUCCUGGAGGGACUGGUGAGCUCGUCCCACCCGCUGCCGCUGAAGCGCGUCAUCGUGCGGCGGGUGGUGGAGCUGGCCGAGACGCCGCUGAGCCAGGCGCAGUGCCGCGCCAUGUUCGCGCUCGGCACCCGGCUGGUGUUGCAGGGCCCCGACGCCUUCCAGCGGCAGGUGGGCCGCCAGGUGCUGGAGGCCUACGGGCGCUACCAUCGCGCCGAGUUCGAGGCCUUCUUCGACCGGGGACUGGUCCUCGGCCUCCUGCAGCGCGGCUACGGCGAGCUGAGCUGCCGCGACCCGGCCAUCCUCGACUACAUCCAGGCGGGGCUGCGCCUCAUCAUGAGCUGCCCCUCGGUGCUGGAGCUCUUCGAGCUGCUGCAGGUGGAGGCCCUUCGCAUGGUGUGUGAGCGGCCCGCGCCGCCGCUCUGCGCUCGCCUGUGCCAGCUGCUGGGCGACUUCCCGCAGUGCCUGCCCCGCGGCAGGAAGCUCUCGCUCGCCUUCUGCCAGCAGCUGGUGCGCAGCAUCGCCCACUUCCAGAGCCGGGGCAGCCGCGAGGCCGAGCUGCGCCUCUACGUCUCGCAGGUGACGCAGGUCAGCGGGCUGCUGCGCAGCGUCUGGAAGGCCGAGCCCGACACGCUGCUGCCCUCCCUGCAGGAGCUCUUCGCCGUCAUCGCCGCCGCCGAUACUGCAUUUGAACCCUCUGUUGCACUGGCAAGUCUUGUGCAGCAUAUACCUUUGCAGAUGAUUACAGUACUCAUCAUGAGCCUUACUACAGAUCCAAAUGUGAAAGAUGCCAGUAUGACUCAAGCGCUGUGCAGAAUGAUUGACUGGUUGUCUUGGCCUCUGGCUCAGCAUGUGGAAACAUGGGUGAUUGCACUGCUGAAAGGACUAGCUGCAGUCCAGAAAUUUACUAUCCUUAUUGAUGUCACUCUGAUGAAGAUAGAACUGGUCUUCAAUCGACUUUGGUUUCCUUUAGUAAGACCCGGUGCCCUUGCUGUUCUUUCUCAUAUGUUACUUAGCUUCCAGCAUUCUCCUGAAGCUUUUCAUUUGAUUGUCCCACAUGUGGUCGGCUUGGUUCACUCCUUCAAAAGUGAUGGUUUGCCUUCGAGUACAGCGUUCUUGAUGCAGUUGGCUGAGUUGAUACAUUGUAUGAUGUAUCAUUAUUCAGGUUUUCCAGAGCUCUAUGAACCCAUUCUGGAAGUUUUUAAGGAUAUGCCCAAGCCCAGCGAAGAGAAAAUGAAGCUGAUUCUCAGUCAGAGUGCCUGGACUUCUCAAUCCAAUUCUUUGCCGUCUUGUUUAUCUAGACUUCCUGGAAAAUCUGAAACUGGGAAGACGGGCCUGAUUAACCUAGGGAAUACCUGCUACAUGAACAGCAUUAUUCAGGCACUUUACAUGGCUACUGAUUUCAGAAGACAUGUUUUAUCUCUGAAUCUAAAUGGUUGUAAUUCAUUGAUGAGAAAAUUACAGCAUCUUUUUGCGUUUUUGGCCCAUACCCAGAGGGAGGCGUAUGCUCCUAGAAUUUUCCUUGAGGCUUCCAGACCGCCGUGGUUCACCCCUCAAUCACAACAGGAUUGCUCAGAAUAUCUCCGGUUCCUGCUCAACAGGUUGCAUGAAGAAGAGAGAACUUUGAAAGCAUUGUCUUCAGCAAAGUCUGCUGAAAGUAGGAAGAAUGAAGAGUCCCAGGCACAAGAAACUGUCCCUAAAGCACAGGUAUUUGCCGAAGCACUUUGUAAGGGGAGUGAAGAAAGAACUCUCAUAGAGAGAAUGUUUGGAGGAAAACUGAAGACUACUAUCUGCUGUUUGAACUGCAAAAGCACAUCUCAAAAGGAGGAAGCUUUUACAGAUCUCUCUUUAGCUUUUUGUCCUCCGAUGUCCUUGGAAAGCGCUAGUGUGAAAUGUGUGGAACAUUCUGAAAUCAAAGAUGGCUCUGUGGUGCAAACUACUAUUUCAGCAACUUCAGCUGGAGAAAUACCUCUCAGUAGCUUGGAAGUAAAUGGUGGAAGCAACGCACUUACAAAUGAAGGAAUCCUAAAGGAUUUUUCUGCUGAGCCAAACUCUGAGACAAAAUCUGAAUUGAACAAGGAUCAAGAUAGUAGGGAUGUUUCUUCUGCACUAGUAGGGAAAAGCACCCCAUCGGUAACGGACUUACUGAAUUAUUUUCUGGCACCUGAGAUCCUUAGUGGAGACAAUAAGUAUUAUUGUGAGAAGUGUGCCUCUCUACACAAUGCUGAGAAAACUAUGCAAAUCAUUGAGGAACCUGAAUACCUCAUUCUCACUCUUCUGAGAUUUUCAUAUGAUCCAAAGUGUCAUAUAAGACGUAAAAUCUUGGACAGUGUUUCUCUGCCACUUCUUUUGGAAGUGCCAGUCAGAAGAGCAACAUCCCCUCUAGCUGUGGUUUCAGGAAGUUGGUCUGUUGAUGUUGAGGUUUCUGAUGUUGGAGAAAAUCUUGCUAAAAAACUGAAGCCCUCAGGUGCUGAUGAAGUGUCCUGCCCACAGCUGGUGCCCUACGUGCUAAGUUCUGUGGUGGUGCACUCUGGUGUAUCCUCUGAAAGUGGACAUUACUACUCAUAUGCUAGAAAUGUUACUGGUUCGGGUUCUUCAGGACAGUGUCACCAGUCUCAAGCUUUUUCUGUAAUUUCUCCUCAGAAUAAGUUGUUAGCAGAGGAGAGUCCCUGUACUGUUAUAGAAAGUGAGCUGGACACUGAGAUGCCAAAAGAAUGGUUUUUAUUCAAUGACAGCAGAGUGACAUUUACCUCAUUUCAGUCAGUCCAGAAAAUUACCAGUAGGUUUCCAAAGGACACUGCUUAUGUUCUGUUUUACAAAAAACAGAAUAGUACCUGUGGCUACAAUGCAAAUUCAGCAAAUGGACUCUGGGUGAAUGGAGACCCUCCCCUACAAAAAGACCUCAUGGAUGCAAUUACAAAAGAUAACAAACUAUACUUGCAGGAGCAAGAGCUUAGUGCUCGAACGCAGGCACUUCAAGCUGCCUCAGCCUCGUGCUCUUUCCGCCCCAAUGGAUUUGAUGACAAUGAUCCCCCGGGAAGUUGCGGACCAGCAGGUGGAGGAGGAGGGGGUGGAUUCAGUACUGUUGGUAGAUUAGUGUUUUGACUAGGCAGAUGACCUGGAAUACACUGGUUCUAAAGCAGCGCGGUACCGCUGAGGACAGUUAAACGUUGAACUUACUGUACGAAGUUUAGAGACUUCAUCCUUGUCUAAAAGCAAAUGUUGAGCAAAAGCAAUUCUUGCGUACCUUUUAUUUGAAAUAAAUAAGCGCAUAAUGGAAAAAAAACUACCUCUUAAAAAUUCAAUUGCUUUUAUAGUAAGAUAUGCUUUCCCUAAAGACAGAAAAUUGAGAUUUUUAAGUAGGUUCUAACACCUCUGCAUUUAAACAAAUGCAUUUACAUCAUUUUCCAUAGACUUUAUCCACUCAAUGAAGCAAGUUGAUUUUGACUCUGGUGGCGUUGUUGUAUGUGCAAGUCCUUUCAGAUGGGUUAAACUACAUGCAUAGUUUCCCAUUCCACCUUAUUUACAAGUCUGAUAACUUCAUAGUUUCUAGAGAUGAUGCAAUCAUACAAUGAAGGCAAUAAAUUAAUGUGAAUUGAUACAGUACUUCUAAAAAUAUUCAAUAUAUUUACAGUAUGAGUGUAAAGAAGAAAAAUAUAAAUAUUUGCAAAGCUAUUUUCCACAAAAGUGCAUGUUCUGUGGGAACAAUGUUUUUAAAUAGAAGUUAAUAACUUUGUAGCAUUUUUUAUUGUUUUGAGAGUUUUAAAAUUAUUUCAGGGAAUAUAUAUGCUGUGUAUUUGAAAGGAAGAGAUUCUGUAUGUGCCUUGCAGUACUGUAACUUAAAUCAAGCUUUCUGAGACUGCGGAAAAGGAAGAAAAUGGUCGUGGUUAAUUUUUCUUGUCAGUGUUAGGAAUCAAGUGUUUCUAGAAAGCUAUUUGGUUUCCAGAAGUAAAAGCUUAAAAAAGGACUAAGUUUGUCCUUUAUUUUUGAAUCAGAGGAAUAUACCUAGAGAAUUAUUAUUUUCAUGGCUGCAUUGGUUAAAGAGGUCAGUCAUAAAUUUUGAACUACACUUAGGAAAUCAUAGGAAGGCUACCUAUAUGGAUCCUUGCUGAGGGUCUGUGCUUGUAAAAGUCCUUCAAAAUUUUGCCUUGUGGUUUGUUUUUGUUUUUAAUUUUUUAAAUGAGAAAUAGUUGAUGAGUUCAGGCUUUAAUUGUCUGCAGAAGACCAAAAUGACAUCUGUGGAGCGACGUCUACUGGCAUAUUGGGCCAGCAUAAGUCAAGGAAACCACUCUUCUAGUCUCGACAGAAUUAGAAACUGUUUUUGAUGUGCAAUGAGGAUAACAAAAGUAAAUGAGUUACACUAAAUGUGGUGAUUGAUUCUGAACUUGAAUAAUCUUAUACUGAAGUGUAAAUUUAUUUAAAAUACUUUUUAGAAAAUUCUGCACUGUUUUGCUGUGUUUUUUAUAUUCUACUUAGUGACAAAGUGCAUCUUUAAAAAGCAUGCGAACCUGGCAGGUGGUAGUUAAACUGUACAAUAUUUUUUUUCUGAAAAUGCCUUUUAAAAGCAUAAACUAAGUUUAACUUGGUUCCUAUAGUGCUGAGUAAAUGGAUUUUAGUCCACAGUAAGGUAUCCUAGCUUGCAAACUAUUUUUAUAUUGUCACUAAAAUUGUUACUUGCUCUGCUAUUGGUUCAUAUGUUGCUGUUCAAGAAAGCAGAUCACCUUCAGUUUCAUUAAAUGGCUUCCAUGCUCUGUUUUGACUGUUGUAUGUCAGCUAUCUCAGUUGUACUGGUGGGUUCAGCUGUGAGAUGGGAAGUGUUAUGAGACCAACGUGAAGAAUAUUCUCAUUUAGCUUGCUUGAGUGAAGUUUUCUUGAAGCUCACUCCACCUUUACAUUUGGUAGCUUUCAGUCUAAGAGGGUUUUUUAUUUCCUUUUAGGAUUUUCUCCGACUUAAUUCCAGUUUUAAGGUUAAUCUGGUUUGUUUGGGCUUUUUUUUUUACCAAAUUGUGGGAAGGGCGCACUUAAAAGCUGUUAAUUUGUGUUAGAGUGGGAAUGUUUUCUGUCUCCAAAUGAGUUAACUGUUAAUUUUAAAACAGCAAAAUUAAAAGCAGGAGCAGAUGUUUCUACUCUAUAUGAAAUCAGGCUUUUGUAAAGGUCGGUUUUGCUUUUCAUGCUCUCCAGUAAAAGUAGCCUACCUAAAAAAUGUGUGGUAUGAUUUUUGUGUACCUAUCGUGUAUGUGUUUCAUGAGCUCUUGGAAGGCUUUCUACACUCUAGUUUGCCUAUUAUAAUUAAAAUAUUACAUUUGGUAACUUCAUAACAGAGUAAUGCCACAGUUUAAAACUGGAAGUCUCUGAAGGUUUUUGCUUUGUCCUGUUGAUGCAGUUACUUUGAAUUAUACAGCUUAUGUUUUUAAACCUAACAUACCUUUUUACAAGUCUGCCUUCUGACCUGACAGCCCUCAAAGGCAGAUAGAUACUUAAUGUGGAAGGCUUCAAUAAAGCUAGUGGGAGCAGAGAAGUAUUUCUUGAAAUUGUAAGCCUUCUUCUUUGUUUACAGUAACGGCUCUGCAUGUUCCAGACAGAUGAAGAGCAGUGUACAUAUGGUACUUCGAUUUCUGUUGCCUGUGAAUGAAUGCUGGAUGAUUUGUUUAUUCACUUCUCUUACUCCACUCUUAAUUUGUUUUCUUUGCGAGUUGAAUAAGUAGAAAGAUGUAUAACAAUAUUUCUGAUAUUUAGUUGUUGUUUCAUUUCUUGAAGUAUUUAAUGUUGUACCAAACAAGAGGGUCCUCUAAAAAUCAUAUUUGCUUUUGGCAAGAUUAUGUUUUGGUCUUUGUAUCAUUGGUCCACGGAGUUGCAUUGACUUUAUUCCCUGAAGUUGAUUUUUGUGUGUUUUUCUUGACAUGGAGAAUUACACUGGGUUGCUGUGAGUAUCACAAACAUAAGAAAUGAUUACAGUACCUGAGUGUGUUUAUCCACGAUGAGGAGAGAAAAGCCAUCAUUGAAGAAGUAAGAAAAAAUAACUAGUUCUGGCUAGCACUUUUUUUUCCCCGUUGUUGCCUGCUCUGCAAAGUUAAAUAUUUUAUCUGCUGUCUCCUAGAAGUUUCCUUUGAUGGGUAAGCUUUAAGUCUAAGCCAGUAUGUAGUGAGUGUUCUUUUCUUCUGGAAAUUAUAGGUGAAGACUGGAAGCAUUGUGAGCUAAAUAAGAGUUAAAACAAAAGGAAGUACAAACUUUCUGUAAUUAAGUCUUAGAUUAGAAACUGCUUGAUCACAAGGAUUAACUCCGUAACAGACUUAAAGCCAAGACCUGCCUUAAGGAAGAGGCAAGUAUAUCUGUGUGAGAAAUAAAAUGCAGAACAGUGUCUGAACAGUAGGUAACCAGACCUGAUACAUAGAGGCCCCUUCCAGUCCCUUCCUAGAACAGUGCUCUUCUCUGGGGCUUCCUCACUUGACAUUACAAACUGUUUUUAAGGCUCAGGUUAGAGAAAGCGUUUUUCCAAACUUGUUGGAUUCUUGGCAAGUGUGUGGAUUCAGGAUACACAGUUCAUAUUACAUUUUUUCCCACUGUGAUUAAUAACACUUUCUUGACCCGGUUGUACUGGAAUCAGGCCUGACAAAAUGCACAGCCUGCUGCUGCUCUGUUGAUAAGCAGGAUGCUGCUGUGUGCCCUGAAGUGAUGGGCAGGUUGCUGGCUGCCACAAGGAGGCGCACCUUGCCUGGCGGCCAUCUUGGGCCUUUGUCACCCUCAGCACCUCAGAGCAGCCAGUCCUGGGGUGCACGUGGAACUGGGCCUGGCCUCAGGGCCACAGUAGGAGGAGCCUGAGGUGGAGCAGCGCUGUAUUCUGGCCCUCACCCCUUCAGGGACGCCCCUGGGGAUGGACUGGCAGCUGUGGGAGCAGCACACAUGUGUACGAAAGGGGGAGGUAAGGAAGAUGUGCUGGUGCUGGGCUGAAAUGGGUCUGCGACACCACAGGAAGGAAAGAAUGGCUCUAACCUGAUUGACGGUUUGUGUAUAUUGUAAUGAUAUAACCAUGUGCAUCUGCCAUAGAGUUGUGACUUCUGUGUAAUUCCACUAGAAGGUAGAUAUUCUGUCAGCAGUGCUUUGUUACCAGGCUAAGUCCUCCUCAACUCUCUGCUGUGUGUAGGAAAACCUGUCAAUAGGCACGUGGAAAAUACUGAUUAAUACUUUAAUUAAUGCUUUAAUUUGUUUUUCAAAUGGCUCUCACUUCUUCUCAAGUGUUCUUUAAAGAAUUACAGAAUUUGAUGCUUAACUCCGUAAAAGAAUGUUAUUUAAUGGUUUUGCUGUGUUUUUUCAUGGUUUUGGUCUGCUGAAAUACUAAGUAUAGCAGUCUUGGGUUGCAGCGUGCCUAUGCUUAAACCUUGUUGUUGUGAAUUGGAUUAAAUAUUUAAUGGUACAUUGUAUCAGUUGAAAAAAAUGUGGGGGCAGUUGAGUGUUUUAAUGCACAUUUGUGGGACGGUGGAAAGAAGUCUAUAUGUAUAUUUUAAAUGACUCAGAAGGUGUCUGAAAGCAUAUAAGCUUUCAGUGUGAUCUGAGAGGAAAGAUAUUUCAGUAAAAUAUGGUAGUAGUGUUUGUUUUUUUUUUUUAAA